UGUGGUAACACUGCCGGUUCAGCUGCGCGGGCUUUGAUGUUAGUUAUGAUAAUUUGCUUUGCAAAAGAUGAAUGAAAAUGAGGCGGAAACGGAAAUUCCUGCGCCUACAAGUGCAGCUUCGGGCCAAAUACAGGCUAUAGCCAAGGAUACAGUACACAAGAUCUGCUCGGGACAGGUGGUGCUUAGCUUGGCAGUGGCUGUAAAGGAGCUGGUCGAGAAUUCAAUUGAUGCAGGUGCCACACUGGUCGAGAUUAAGCUCAAGGACCAAGGACUGCAGGGCGUAGAAGUCUCCGACAAUGGCUGCGGAGUCGAGGAGUCCAAUUUGGAGGGCAUGACUGCCAAGUAUCAUACCUCGAAGAUACGGGAGUUUGUGGAUCUGCUGGGCGUGGAUACGUUUGGCUUUCGUGGCGAAGCUUUGAGCUCGCUUUGUGCUCUCUCCGACAUGACAAUUGUGACGCGUCACAAAUCCACGGAUGUGGCUCUCAAAAUCGAACUUGAUCACGAGGGCAAGAUCAAGAAGCGUUCACCCUGCGCCCGCGGUGUCGGCACCACAGUCUCCUUGGGUAACCUCUUUGCUACGCUGCCCGUGCGGCGUCGCGACUUUACGCGUAACAUCAAGAAGGAGUUCACCAAGAUGUGCCACAUACUGCAAGCCUAUUGCCUGGUCACCAAAGGUGUGCGGCUCAUCUGCAGCAAUCAGACGCCCAAAGGUGCCAAGUCCAUUGUCCUGCAAACCCACGGCGCACAAGAUGAGCUGGCCAACAUUUCAGCGGUGUUUGGUGCCAAGCAAGUGGCGGAUUUGGUGCCUCUUAAAUCCCCCUUCGAGGCGGGUCAACUGAGUGAGGAAGGAUUGCGUGCUGAGCUGCAAUCAGCGAGCGAAGCAGCUGACACAACUUGCACUCAGUUUAGUGCCGAGGAUGUGGAGCGUUUGAAUCAAGCAGACUUUCAGCUGGAAGGCUACAUUUCAAGCUGUCGUCAUGGCGCUGGUCGAUCCACCCGAGAUCGGCAGUUCUUCUAUGUGAAUAGCCGACCGUGUGAUCCAAAAAAUAUUGCCAAAGUAAUGAACGAUGUGUACCAUCGCUACAAUGGUCAGCAACAGCCUUUCAUCUACCUCAAUAUAGUGACAUCUCGUGCGGAUGUGGACGUGAAUCUCACGCCCGACAAGCGCCAAUUGCUGCUCAACAAUGAGAAGAUUCUGCUUCUGGCGCUGAAGAAGUCGCUGCUCGACACCUUUGGCAACUUACCCUCCACAUUCCAAAUGCAAAACGUGUCCAUAGUCAGCAUGUUGGAGCCAAAAGUUAAAGUGGAGGAGACAACAGCGAUUACUGCAGAUUUGGAUGAGGAUGAUGUGCCUGUCAGUUCCUCGCAGCGUUUCAUGGACGUGCUGACGCAAUGGCGACGCACAGGUGACACCAGAGGAAAUGCUCCAACGGCGCCAGCAAAACGACGAUGUGAAGAAACCGAGGAGAUCAAAACUCGCGCCAUGAAAAUGCAAAAGAUUCAAGAUUUCCUCACACAAGAAGAGUCGCCAAAAGAAGCGGAAAUAGACGAAGAGGAAACUACGAAGCGAGAGAAAAGCGAGAGCAGCCACGACAGCAGCUUGAUCAAUUUAAAGCAGCUCGAAGAGGAGUCAAAAGCUUAUGAUGGAAUGAUUGAAGCAAAAGUGCCGCGCAUUGAUUGCAGAGCAUUGACGCCUCUUAAACCGCGCCAGAUUAUGCCGCAGCUAAAGCCAAGGAUUAUUCACGUGGAGAGUAAGCCAGCAGAGGAAGCAGAGGAGGAAACUGAGGAAGAAACUGAACCGACCGAAGAAAAUGAUGAUGAUCAUAUUGAAAUGCCAACACGCAUUGAAUACGAUGGCAACGAUAACGAUGCAGAAAUGGAUGCUCCCUCCAACGUAGCCAGCGGCGAGAUGCGCACUUCCUUGGAGCAAAUAGAAGCCAGCUUGCAGGCGCAGGAGCAGCAGCAGACCGAGCGCAAACGUCGCGCUAAGCUGCAGCGAUUACGCUUCAAAAGUCAAAUCAAUCCCAGUCAGAAUCAGAAUGCUGAAGCGGAACUGCAGAAGGAAAUAACAAAAGCGGACUUUGCACGCAUGCAAAUCAUAGGACAAUUUAAUCUGGGUUUCAUCAUUGUCAAGUUGGAAGAUGAUCUGUUUAUUGUGGAUCAACAUGCUGCAGAUGAAAAGUAUAAUUUCGAGACAUUGCAACGAAGCACGCAGUUGGAGCAUCAACGUCUCACAGUACCGCAAACACUUGAGCUGACGGCGGUCAAUGAGAUGGUGCUGCUGGAUCACUUGGCGGCCUUCGAAAAGAAUGGUUUCCGAUUCAAAAUCAACAAUGAAGCUCCUGCCACGAAGAAGGUGCGUUUGUUGGGCAAACCCUUCAGCAAGAACUGGGAGUUUGGCAAAGAGGACAUCGAUGAGCUGAUCUUUAUGCUGCAGGAUGCACCCGAGGGCACCAUCUGUCGUCCAUCACGCAUACGCGCCAUGUUCGCUUCACGCGCUUGCCGCAAGUCCGUCAUGAUUGGCAAGGCAUUGAAUAGAGGCACUACAAUGAGACGCCUCAUCACCCAAAUGGGCGAAAUCGAGCAGCCUUGGAAUUGUCCGCAUGGACGCCCUACCAUGCGUCAUCUAAUCAAUAUCACGAUGCUGCUGGAUGCGGAGGCGGACGACAAUGAUAAUGAUGGGAAUGUCAACGAAUGUGAAACACCGGCAGCUGUGGAAUCCACAGUCAAACAGAAGUCAUAAUAAAAGGCAUUUGAUUAAGGAUUAAGGUUUAUUAUACUCUCUCGUUGUGGUCUAAUGAAUUAUCAAAUUGUCGUAGUUGUCGUGAUUAUGUGUUUAUCUGGUUAUCUAUUGACAACACGCGACGCAUCUCAGACGCUGAUCGUGCGGAAGAUGUUGAAGCCGCUGUGUGCCGUUGAUAGCAUAACGCCCGGCAGCUGGGGAUGCCAGUGCAGCUCCUUGAUCUCCUUUUGUCCUUGAUGGAUGAACAGCAGCUGCGGAGGCAGCUUGCUCAGCUCAUCUUCGUUCUGUGCUGGCGCCGGAGCUUGAUCCGCAUCCUUCUCCACAGCCAAAUCCCAGAUGGCAAUCUGAUCAUCAUCGCCGCCCGAGGCAAGCACUGUGGCCUCAUUGGGAUUCCACUCCACGGUGGUUAUGUGAUCCGUAUGAUGCUUAAAUGUCGCAAUUGGUUUCUGUGUCUUGAACUGACGCAAAUCCCAGAUGUGCAGGAAACCAUCAUCUCCGCCGCUGGCAAUGAAGGGUUCCGUGUGGUUCCACGAGAUCACAUUGAUGUCGCUGCUGUGCGCAUUCUCACAGCUGAGCAUGCACGCCUUCUGUGGCGCUGCACGACAAUCCCAAAUGCGAAUGGAUUUGUCCACCGAGCAGGAUGCCAGAACGCUGCGCUCAUUGGGACUCCACUGCAAAUCCUCGACGGAUGCCGUGUGACCAAGCAACGGACGCUGAUCCACCUUCCAGCUGCCAUCCUCCAGCGGACUCCAGAUGUGUAUAUCACGACGACAGUCGCCAGUGGCCAGCACUCCCUCGGCGCUGGGGCUCCAGUCGAUGGCAAAUCCCUCCUGCUGAUGACCGCUAAAUGUGAACGCUGGACGGGAAUCGGAGUUGGCGCUCUGCUGCUGCUCGUAUUGCUUCAGCAGCUCAGCAUCCUCGACAGCCUGCAGCUGCUGCGAUAGAUUCCAGAUGUUUACACGUCCCAGUUCGCUCCACGAUGCGGCAAACACAUUAUUCCCCAGGCGACGAGCACGCACACGAUUCACGCAGCCCUGAUGCUUGAUGAGGGCGCAACUCAUUUGUGGUUUUUUCAGCUCACUUUUGUCAGCUACAUCGUCCUGAUCAUCGUCCAGCUCCUCAUAGUCCUCUUCGUCAGCUUCGUCGCCAUCCUGUGUCUUGUGCAGAUUGCCCAUCUUCAUCACAAUCAGGUUGUUGACAUGUGCGCGAGCUGCUUGAGUUCCAGCCACAAUGUAAGCGGUCAGGGGGAAUGCUUCGCGUCCUGUGCCCAGCUCGUCGGGAAUGACAUCGAAGCUGAGGCAGGGUGCGCCUGUAGAGGCUUGAUGUAGCAUCACGUAGGCGCUCUCAUCACACACCAACUCUUCGUCUUCGGCCAGCGUUUUGCCUGGCAGAUAGACUUGUUUGGGUUGCUUUGUGGUGCCGUCGGCAUCGUCGUCGCUGUCGCUAACGGGAUCCAUGUCACUUUCGGCAUCCUCGGGCUCCACCACCUCCAUAUCGAUUUCAUCCUUGGGCGGUUGCAUAGACAUUUCAAAACAAUUUGUAAUCGUACUGCCCUACAAAAAAUGUGUUGUUUUGGCGCUGCACGUGCAAUUGGAUUGCCGAAUAGUGUGACCAGCAUUGAAAAUCGAAUGAAUGGCCUGCAAUCAGCUGUUCUUCGUUAAGUUUAUGAAUUUGUUUUUUAAAUUAAACAUUUAAAAAUAUUAAAGCACAUAUACGAUAAAACCUUAA
This is a messenger RNA of Drosophila sulfurigaster albostrigata, 4471 nucleotides long. RefSeq names its product mismatch repair endonuclease PMS2 (gene Pms2). Gene Ontology annotation, biological process: mismatch repair. Gene Ontology annotation, cellular component: MutLalpha complex. Gene Ontology annotation, molecular function: ATP binding; mismatched DNA binding; ATP hydrolysis activity. The transcript has 8 exons. The record is from RefSeq and is a predicted model, not a curated record. Bases 68 to 2743 code for a protein of 891 amino acids. NCBI's taxonomy places the organism in Eukaryota, Metazoa, Arthropoda, Insecta, Diptera, Drosophilidae.